AUGUAUUCUGCUGCACUCAUUAUUUUCAGCGUUGCUACUGCUCACGCCGGUGUCGUGUAUCCGGUUCUGAUUGAAAGCAGAAGCGGCAACUCAACAAGCGCUGUUCAACUUUCUAAAGACUACGUCAUAGACUUGGAAGAAUCCAGUGUUUUAGGGGACAGUCUGUAUUUUUCCGAGUCUAGGUAUGGAGAGGUGAAUCACGAAUUGAUGGAUACUACAGACAUACGUAACAGUGUGUAUGAAAAUUCGGAACACAAAGCAUCAUUUACAAUUACUGAAACAGAUGCGGGAAUUGAAAUGGAAGGCUACCUAAACUUUACGCAUGGGAUUGAGCCAUUGCGAAUACAUGACAAAUCCGGCCGAAUCCCUCACAGAAUAUUUCCGCUCCCGACGCCUGAGGAGGCAAUCCACUUGGAAAUUCCCGUUGAAGAACGUUCCGAUGAAAGUCUACAGCCGAAAAGUGACACUGCAGAGCUACCCACCGUGUGGAGACCUGAAAUGUACGUCAUGUUUGACAGUGUAAUACACAAGUCUCUCAAGGAAAGCAAAUUGAUACAGGCUCAAUACAUCAUAAGGCUAAUGAACAUCGUGAAUGCUAUCUUCAAGACGGUUCCCAAGCCCCGAAUAAACCUCCAGCUUGUUGGAAUACUCGGGUUUCAGACAAAAGAAGAUGAGUAUUUUAUUGUGGAGGAAGAUAACCAAGUCGCAGCGGUUGAGUCAAUAAAAGCCUUUGGACAAUUCACCGCAAACACCACGUUCCCAAGGCUUGCAGAUUUCUACCUGAUGCUCGUUGGGCGCAACUUAGGGAGACGUGACAAGAACACUAACAAAUUAUAUUCUGAUAUUAACGGUGUCGCCUAUACUGGAAUGGUCUGCGUGAAAGGCGCUAAUGUGGGAAUUUCCCAGGAAAUACCUCCUCUGUACUAUAGGUUCGCCACAAUAGCCCACGAAAUUGGGCAUUUGCUCGGGAGCGAGCACGAUGGAAGUGGUCCCACGAAAAACAUCCCGAAACAUCCUGGUGCUCGUGACUGCGAGUACCCUAAGAAAUACAUAAUGAAACGUGGAGGGCCUCAUGGACCGCCUUUCACGUUUUCAAGUUGUAGUGAGGAGCAGAUGCAAUUUGUUUUGAAACUACGUGGAGAGCAAUGCUGGAAAACGCAAUCCGACUAUGACUUUUUUAACGUCACCAAGGAGGUUGCGAACCGGUCGUUCACACCGGAGAGGUUUUGUCGACAGGCAUACCGGGAGCGAUACUCUUCGGCCAGUAUGGAGAACUGCGUCAUAACGUGCCAUAUUGAUAUAUUAGGUUGGUACACAAUCACGGACAAACGCUUUGCUCCAUUUGGUUACCCAUGCGGGGAUAAUGGAAAGCGGUGCUGGUUCGGAAAGUGCGAAAAUAUUGACAGUGAGGUGUCUUGA
This is a messenger RNA of Ixodes scapularis (black-legged tick), 1419 nucleotides long. RefSeq names its product venom metalloproteinase antarease-like TtrivMP_A. The coding region runs from base 1 to 1419 and encodes 472 amino acids. Gene Ontology annotation, biological process: membrane protein ectodomain proteolysis. The transcript is spliced from 14 exons. Lineage: Eukaryota; Metazoa; Arthropoda; Arachnida; Ixodida; Ixodidae. Gene Ontology annotation, molecular function: metalloendopeptidase activity. The record is from RefSeq and is a predicted model, not a curated record.